Messenger RNA from Raphanus sativus (radish), 1217 nucleotides. RefSeq names its product protein PYRICULARIA ORYZAE RESISTANCE 21. Bases 133 to 972 code for a protein of 279 amino acids. Gene Ontology annotation, biological process: regulation of defense response to fungus. Lineage: Eukaryota; Viridiplantae; Streptophyta; Magnoliopsida; Brassicales; Brassicaceae. Gene Ontology annotation, molecular function: metal ion binding. The record is from RefSeq and is a predicted model, not a curated record. The transcript has 3 exons.
UAUCGUUGGCUUAGUCAGGUUUGAGUCAGUGUUAUAAAAUGCUACACUUCUCACCGCCAUCCAUCUCUCUCUCCAUUGAAGUAGACUCUAAGCCACCGUCCCCAUCAGAUCUCAGAUCUCCGUUCCAAAGCCAUGGCCGAGAAGGGAAAGGAAAAGGUAACUAUGAUGAAGUUGAAGGUGGAUCUUGAUUGUGCCAAGUGUUACAAGAAGGUCAAGAAGGUUCUUUGCAAGAUCCCUCAAAUCAGAGACCAAGUGUUCGAUGAGAAGUCCAACAUAGUCAUCAUCAAGGUGGUUUGCUGCAGCCCUGAAAGGAUCAUGGACAAACUAUGUUCUAAAGGUGGCGGCUCUAUCAAGACCAUCGAGAUCGUCGAGCCACCCAAGCCACCUCAGCCUCAGCCACAAGCCCAACCCCCUCCUCAGAAGCCUAAAGAUGCUCCCAAAGCCGCCGAGAAGCCUAAGGAGGCCGAGAAGCCUAAGCAGGCCGAGAAGCCUAAGCAGGCUGAGAAACCCAAACAAGCUGAAAAGCCCAAAGAAGCAGAGAAGCCUAAACAGCCCGAAAAGCCGAAAGAUGCUGAGAAGCCCAAGCAAGCCGAGAAGCCGAAAGAAUCAGAGAAACCCGCAGCUCCGAAACCCGCACCGGCACCAGCAGGUCCAGCACCUACUCCGGCACCUGCUCCAGCACCGAAGCAGCCAGGACCACCACCACAACAGGCAGUGCCGAUGAUGCCGCAAGGGCAGCCUGUAGCGAUGUGUGUUGGGCCAUACUACGACGGUUUUGGAGGUGGACCAGCCUUCAAUGGAUGCGGAAUGCCGCCUCCGUAUGAAUGCUAUGGCCGACCAGUGUACGAUAGCUGGGGAGGUGGCCCACCACCUAGUUACAGACCAUGCGUACCACCUUGUUACAGACCAUGCCCCCUCAACAGAUGCGAUUACUUCAGCGAAGAGAACCCGCAAAGCUGCUCCAUCAUGUGAUUCCACUCAUCCCCUUUUUCACUCUUUAUUUUUCUUCAUAUCUUUUUUUCUUUCUAAUACAAAUAAUUAAAAGAAUACAUAUAGAUUUUUACGUGUAAUGUUGAGAAGGGAAUAAGGAAGGAAGGACCCCCGUUGUAGUUUGUAAGCCAUUUCAAUUUGGUUGUCCAUUUUUAAGCUGUAAACUAAACAGUAAAGAAAUUGUUUCAUUUUCUUAAAUAUAAACCAAUAAUAGUGUUUUCGCUUUA